AACAAGAUCAGGUGUUCUGCAGCGAGCGCAGACGCGACACGUUUUCUGUGAGGUCACUCGGCGUGCCUCGUGUCCGGAGGACUUUUGAUGUGCAGAAGUUUGGUUCGCGACAAACCUGAAACACUGAACAGUCAUGGGGGUUCCUAAUUCCAGGGAGUGUAACUACCAUCAGGCUCCGACUGCACCACUUAAGAUGUUGCUGAAAAUGCGCAAUGAGCCUCUCAAGAAGGAGCGACCAAAGUGGAAGAGCGAGUAUCCGAUGACAGAGGGUCAGCUGAGGAGCAAGAGGGAUGAGUUUUGGGAUACGGCUCCAGCCUUUGAUGGACGGAAGGAGAUUUGGGACGCGCUCCGAGCUGCGGCCUUAGCUAUGGAGUGUAAUGACCUGGAGCUGGCGCAGGCUAUAGUGGACGGAGCCUGCAUUACUUUGCCACAUGGCUCCCUCACAGAGAGUUACGAUGAACUGGGAAAUCGAUAUCAGCUCCCAGCGUACACUUUAGCACCGCCUGUCAACCUCAUCACUGAAACGUGCAGUGAGAGCAAAGUGUCCGAGUCCUCGCAAAAACAAACUCAGCCUUCACCGUGCAGAGAAGAGUUCCAGCUGAGGGUUCGGCUAUCAACAGGGCAGGAUGUCCGUCUGACAGCCAGCAUGGCGGACUCCAUCGCAGAGCUGAAGAAACAGCUGGAAGAACAGGAGGACAUCGACGUGGCCCGUCAGCGGUGGUUUUUCUCUGGAAAGCUCCUGACCGACAAAACUCGUCUCCAAGAUGCUAAGAUCCAGAAGGACUUUGUUGUCCAAGUGAUAGUCAACAUAAACCCCUCAGUCAUAACUAACUGAGAGGGUUGGAGGGGGAGCGAGGAUCUGAAGUGAAGAAAAGAUGAAGGAAGUGCCAGAGACGGCUGCAGGAACAGGACCUGGUAUCAGUUUCCAGCUGGCGCAGCCGUGGAAUUCUGUGUACAUUUUCUAUAAGAAAUGGUUGCUUUUAUAUUACUCCUUUUUCUAUUGUUCCUUUUUUUCCCCCAAAAUUUAAAAAUAAUAAUGAAAAAGCACUGAAACACUUUAGCGUAACAA
Molecule: messenger RNA, 1069 nt
Organism: Nematolebias whitei (Rio pearlfish)
Lineage: Eukaryota; Metazoa; Chordata; Actinopteri; Cyprinodontiformes; Rivulidae
Gene: ubtd1a
Product: ubiquitin domain containing 1a
Exons: 4
Coding region: 134-835 (233 amino acids)
Molecular function (GO): protein binding
Source: RefSeq, a predicted model, not a curated record